UUAUAUUUUGGUAAUAAUAACAAUUACACGCUACUAAUAAUAAUAAAAGCUUUUUUGUGCUCCUCAGGCCAAAAUUUUCAUCCACUAGUACUGGCAACGUGUCUCUCAGAGUCGUCAUUUCAUCGUUCAAUCCUCACCGUCGUGCAUAAUAUCCGGCCCUCAGGUAUGGCUUCUGAAGAAGGACAGGUGAUCGCUGUUCACUCCGUCGAUCAGUGGAAGGAAGCGUUCCAGAAGGGCGUCGAAUCUAAGAAACUCGUUAUCAUUGAUUUCACAGCAUCAUGGUGUGGACCAUGCCGCAUAAUCGGCCCUGUUUUUGCUGAACUAGCCAAGAAAAUGCCUGCUGUUACAUUCUUGAAAGUUGAUGUUGAUGAACUCAAGACUGUUGCCGAAGAAUACAAUGUUGAGGCUAUGCCGACAUUUGUCUUCCUCAAAGGAGGAAUAGUUGUGGACAGGUUUUCCGGGGCAGCGAAGGACCUGUUGCAGCAGAAGGUUGCGCAGCACGCUGCUGCUUGAGGUUUCCAAAGAUAAGAUGCUAUACUUUUAUGGUUUCCAUAAAUCACAGUGGUUAUACUCACUGUGCCAGUAAACCAUAUUUCUUUAAGCCUUCUAUGAAGAUUUAUGCCUCCUUAUAUGUUCAACUUUAUCUUUGGAUGAAAUUUCUUUCUUAGCACUUUAUAUUGCCAUGUUUACUUGAAUGAUUGUUUUUACAUGAAUAGAUUUGGAAGAUAGUGCAAGAAGAACAUAAUAUGAAUCUAUUUUCUUCAA
This is a messenger RNA of Andrographis paniculata, 765 nucleotides long. RefSeq names its product thioredoxin H-type 1-like. The transcript has 4 exons. Lineage: Eukaryota; Viridiplantae; Streptophyta; Magnoliopsida; Lamiales; Acanthaceae. Gene Ontology annotation, molecular function: protein-disulfide reductase activity. The record is from RefSeq and is a predicted model, not a curated record. Bases 166 to 513 code for a protein of 115 amino acids.